AUGGAUGAACGCCUCUUGAAGCCACUUUCGGUUGGAGUUGAUCCAGAGGAGCAGAAAGCACGGACACAUGAGAAAGAGGAGAUGAAGACCUUGAACAACCAGUUUGCCUGCUUCAUCGAUAAGGUAAGAACUUGGCCAUCCAAUGGGUUUUCUCCCCAAGGCAAUUUUUAAAUGAAGAGAAGAGAGCCAGCGUGGUGUAAUGGCUAAGAACGGAGGACUCGUAAUCUGGUGAACUGGGUUCGCUUACCCGCUCCUCCACAUGCAGCUGCUGGGUGACCUUGGGCUAGUCACACUUCUCUGAAGUCUCUCAGCCUCACUCACCUCACAGAGUGUUUGUUGUGGAGGUGGAAGGGAAAGGAGAAUGUUAGCCGCUUUGAGAUUCCUUAAGGGGAGUGAAAAGUGGGAUAUCAAGUCCAAACACUUCUCCUUCUCCUUCUUCUCCUUCUCCUUCUCCUUCUCCUUCUCCUUCUCCUUCUCCUUCUCCUUCUCCAUGAGGACCCCAACCUCCUUUAGUUGUAGUUCAUUCUGCCUUUGCUCCUUUCCCUUUCCUCCUCUUUUGGGUUUCUGCCAUGGUGCUCCCUGGUCCAAGAAGUACCCUCCAAUCACAUCUAUUUAUCAUUUCCUACUCACCGGUUAAAAUCCCACCAUGAAAUCUACUUCUUAAAAGCCUUUCUUGAAGCAUAACUAUGCAUUUAGCGCAUAUAUAAACCACUUUAGGGUUUAAGGGACCCACUGCGUUAUUUCAGGAAACUUUACAACAGACUUGUUAUAAAGAUUAUGCUCCUAUUGCAGAAGUGGAGUUGGGGAGGGAGGCUAAGAGAUAGUAGCUUGUUUAGGGCUGCAUGCACAUCAUACAUUUAAAGCGCAUUCUCCUCACCCCUGGGAAGUCUCAUGGGGUGUGUAAUUUGCUCAGGGUGCUGGGAAUUGUAACAAUGUGAUGGGUAAACUACAAACCCCAGGAUUAUUGGUGGUUGAGGGGGAAAGUCUUUAAAUGUAUGGUGUGUACACAGCCUAAAAGACAACAUUUGAGCCAUGAGCUUCUUGGUUCAAAGUUCUCCUCCUAAUUCGCUAAAGUAGCCCUCCAAUGCUUUCCAUUUACUCUGUUUUCCUGACAUGCUACUUUGUAUGUCAAAUCCAACACAGAUUUGGUUCCCUCCAUCCUGCUUUGUUUUGUCCAUCUUACAUCAGUUGUAAAAACCUCUGGUUCUUCGGGGAGCUUCUCAUUCCAGUUUCAGCUCAUGGAGUGAAGAAAUGAAAUGGCAUUGUUUUUCCAGGAGACUGUAUUUGUCCUCAUUUUGUACAAACUGGAUAGCCUAUUAUUUUCCUGUAAAAAUGUUGCAAGUAUCAUAGAGGAAAAGCAACUCGUUAUAAUUAUUUUUAAACACACAUACACAAACUGUCGUGGGCGAGACUGGAAGGUAGAGUGAAAAUGCAAACGUAAGUUGCAAGACCUGUUUGAAAAAAAUAUUACUUGCAACAAAAUUCAUUUUAGUUCUGUACUCACACAGUUACUAAGACUUCUGGGUAGUGGAAGAAACUUCAGCGUGCAUACAAGUAAAAUGAUAUCCUGAAUCACUGCAACCUGGUUUGUUGCAGAGUAGUUUAAGAGAACUUAUAUUUCAUCCAGGAAAUAAAUGCAUAGCAUUUAAUAUUACAGACGUGCAGACUGGUUGCAUUAGAUUCAGGAGACUAUUUCCAGCACAGGAGAAAAAGAAAUGGGAAGUUAUAAAGCUACUAGUUUCUCCUUCAUCCUUCAGAUUAUUUUUAGCUAACAACCCCCACCCCUUUUCUUUUUCUUGUCUGCUGGAAAUCUUCUCAUACGUUUAGUACAAUCCAUCUGCAAUGCAUUGAGUGCUGCAGUCUUAUUUUCUGCAUGGAAAAUAAGUUCCCUGAAAAACUAAACAUUUGAAUUCCAAUUCAUUUGUUACUUACGGAUAAAAGGGUGCUUAAGAACCAGUCCCAUACCCACAAGAGCGUUCCUUCAUUCAAACAAGCACCAGGGAGCUUUGUAUCAGGGGAAUCAGCUUAUGGUUUGUUUCUGAACUGUUAUAUCUAACACCAUGAGAACUUCUGGAAAAGGUGGGAGUGUCUUAUCUUUGGUGCCCCCCCCCCAAGUAAAUUAAGAGCAUCGAAGAACCUUCUAGAACAGAGAUGUCAUUGGAUUCCAACUCCCAUCAGCCCCAGACAGCAUGUUCAAAAAAGACGCUCCAAGUGUCCCUAUAUUUCAGGGGCGCCUCUGAUUUAGAGAUGCCAUCCCGGUUUCUGAUUUGAUCCUGGAAUGUCCCAAUUUUCCUUAUGAUGCCCCUAUUUUCAUUGGAGAAAUGUUGGAGGGUGUGGUAGGAUGUCCCUAUUUUCACUGGAGAAAUGUUGAAGGUAUGGAGUUAUUGAAGGCAAUCCUGUAUAGGGAAGUUUUUAUUUAACGUUUAAUGUUUUGCUAUGUUUUUAUAUAUGUUGGAAGCUGCUCAGAGUGGCUGGUGGCAACCCAAUAAGACGUGUGGGGUAUAAAUAGUAAAUUUAUCAUUAUGGAAUGGGACGUCCCUAUUUUCAUUGGAUAAAUGUUGGAGGGUAUGUCAAAGGUCAGGGAAGAUGGGAGCUUGAGUCCACCAAUAUCUGGAGGGCCACAGGUUCCCCAUGCCCAAUUUUAACUUCUAACUUGAACAACUCAUUCAUAGCUCAGCCAGUACAGCAUUAGACUUUUUAUCUCAGGGUCUUGGGUUCGAGCCCCACAUUGGGCAAAAGAUUCCUGGAUUGCAGGGGGUUGGACUAGAUGACCCCUGUGGUCCCUUCCAACUCUGCAAUUCUCUCAUUCUAUGAUUCUAUAAUUCCCAGUAGGGAGUGGGUGACUAUCUUGCUCAACACAUAAGUUAACUGGCAAGAAAGGUUUGUUUGUACUUAGUUUUGAGGUCUAUGACUAAACUUCACUGAAGUAUUAUUAAAAGAGGGUUUGUUUGUUUUGGUUUUAUUUAUUUAUUUAUUUUUUAAAAAAACCAUAAUGCAAAGUGAGGUGGUAGACCAAGGUGACAGAAUGCAGGAUGUUACCUCUUCAGACCAUGGGUGGUGUGGAGCGGUGGCGUUUGUAGCAUGUAGACCCUUCAUUCAUUUGGGUUGGUCAAUUGGUAGAGAUAAGUCACCACUGACUGUUCCCAUCGCACCACCCCCAAACUUGCACAAACCCUAUUCCUGAUUUGGCUACUAAAUUCUUGAAACCCAUUGUCUGACAAUCUGCAUUUCAUUAUCUCAAACAGAGGAUUUUCUGAUAAGCAGUACAAGGAGUCUAGUGGGAUUCCUAUCUGUUUAAUUUUGUUUUCCAUCCCUCUUAACCAUCCCGAUUAUUGGUAUUCAGCUAACAUGGCCACAACAAGAAUAUUAGGUCCACAGCCACAGCUAAAAGUUAAAUGGUAGGAACGAAGCUUUUGUUUCUAAAAGUACUUGGUUUGUUUCUAGACAUAAAUCAGCAUAGGGAACACAAUUUGAUACACCAAAGAAUUUUCGGAGGAAAACUGAAAUCUUUCAGUAGCCUGGUUGAAGGCAUUUAACCAAACUGGGGUAACAUAUAGUAAGCCACUGAACUGUAGCCUACCCAUAAGUUUUUAGGCCUUGCAAUUUGAUCUCCACAGGGGCGAGGUUUCAUUUUGGAUUGUUGCUGAAAAAAGCAUGAGCAAGAAAGUGUGUUCUCACCUCUGAAUUGUGCUAUGUAAUGCACAGCAAGAAAUCAGGCCUUGUUGGGAGACCUGCCAGAGUGGAAAGUAUAACUAGGAGGCAGUGGAAGACAGGAAUGCCUGGCAUGCUCUGGUCCAUGGGUUCAUGAAAAGUCAGAAGAAGAAGAAGAGUUUGGAUUUGGUAUCCCGCUUUAUCACUACCCGGAGGAGUCUCAAAGCUACUAACAUUCUCCUUUCCCUUCCUCCCUUCGUCCCCAACAACAAACACUCUGUGAGGUGAGUGGGGCUGAAAGACUUCAAAGAAGUGUGACUAGCCCAAGGUCACCCAGCAGCUGCAUGUGGAGGAGCAGGGAAGCGAACCCAGUUCACCAGAUUACGAGUCUACCGCUCUUAACCACUACACCACACUGGCUCUCAGACAAUACUAAAUGACUAAACGACUAAAUAACAACAUGUUCCUUUCAGGUCCGAUCCCUGGAGCAGCAGAAUAAGGUGCUUGCCACCAAGUGGGAGCUUCUGCACCAGUGUGUCCAACCUGCAAGGAAGAACCUGGAAGGCUACUAUGAGAAUUUCCUGGCCGCACUUAAGAAGCAGCUAGAAUGCCUCUUGAGUGAGAGACAGAAACUGCAACAUGAACAGAAGAACAUGCAGGAACUGGUAGAGGACUACAGGUCAAAGUAAGUAAACUCAUUCACUAGAUCAGUGGUUUGCAAAGGGUGUCGCGUACCACAGGAGACGAUGGCUAGUGUGGUGGGAAAAUUCAAGGACAAUCAAGGAAGCAUUCAAACAUUUCAGUGUAGUAUAGUGUAGUACAGGCAUGUCCAACAGGUCGAUCGCGAUCUACUAUCUACUGGCCGAUCACGGUGCUCCCCUGGUCGAUUGUGGUUGAUCUGUGGACUGUGGACCCCCAGCAAUGUACCCCCCCAAAAAAACUGACAAUGGGUCAGUUGUCCAGUUGUCUUAUACUAUGAGUAGAUCACAGUCUCUUGAGAGUUGGAUGUGCCUGGUGUAGUAUAUUUUUAUUUUAUUUUUAUUUUUUUGCAGAAUAUAGAUAGAUAUCUUUUCAAAAUCAAGCACUGCUGGGAGUUGUUUUGUUUUCCAAUGUGCUUCUCAUCAAUAAAAUUUGGUGUGGCAGGAUCAAUUUUUUAUUCUGAAAAUGUGGCCCUGAGAAAAAGGUUUGAGAACCACUGCACUAGAUGAAAGUUUUGCAGUCUCCCUAACUCCUCACCCAGGAGUAGAGGGGCCAUUUUAAUUCUUCUUCUUCUUCUUUUGGGAAAAAAGGUUCUAUUCCAAUUUCCCCUUCUACGCAUUGGGAGAAAGCCAACUAAGUCACACUCAGAGUAGCCCCAUUGAAAUCAAGGGACUUAAUUUAUUUCAUCUGCUUUAUGCAGAUGAUAUCACCCAUUAAUUUGAUUUGAUAUCAUCCAUUAAUUUGAGAUCACCCAUUAAUCUGCAUAGCUGCUUUUCAAGAUAAGAUUGUUUGAUACUGAAGGGCUCAUAUACAUAGCCAUUUGAAUCUGUAGCCAUCUCUAGAGAUGGGGAAGAACAAUUAAAAGCAAACUUACUCAUUUGCACUUUCUGAAAAAGUGCAUUAAGGGAAACCCAGCCAUCCUUCAAAAUUAUCUGAAUUAUGCAAUGCAGUUCUCCAACCAAGCAAUGUGUACAAAAAUGCAUGUACUAGGGUAAAAUGUGAAUAGAAUGCAUAUAUUUGUGAAAAUAACAUACCGGUACAACAAAAUAACAUACAAAAUCCAUUAUAUAAGGGAAGUUUGUUUUGCAAACAGUUAAGCACAGUUGCCUACCAAAAACGUGUUUAACUGAGAAGAUUUAAUUUUUAAAAACUCAGCUGGUUUCUGGUCACUACCGUUGUUCCAUCCUCUGUGCUGCUCAAUUCGUGCUAUUUUGUUCUUCAGAGAACUGCUUCCCCACCCUGUUUGAUCCCAUGAUCCCAUCAUUCUUUCAUGGGACUAGGUAGCCAAUCAGAUUUGACUACACAAUGACAUCAUUUUGGAUAAAUGAAGCCAAUUCAGAGUGAGGCCAAUAUAUCUUUAUAUCAGUCAUGUGGGUGUUUCUAGGCAACUGGAUGACUGAUUGCCCUCACUCUGGAGUGGUAAGCACUUUCAUGCAAUCUCUGGAAAAUCAGCCAAUGGGGGAAUCUUCCAGAACUGCCAAAGUUGUUUAAGAAAAACACUCCCAAUUUUGUUUAUGCCUUAGUGCAGGGGUCAGCAACCUAAGGCCCAUGGGCCGGAAGUGGCCCAUGGAGGUCGUUUGACCAGCCCACAAGCUGCCCCCGAACCAAGCUGCCUGCCCGCCCAUUGCGCUAAACCAGCGCAGUGCGUUAUGGGGACUUGCUUUCGUGGCGCCGAAAUUGCGUCUGCAAUUGCACAUGCAAUCUGGCCAACAGAGGGAUCUCCAUGGGACCAAUCCAUCCCAGGCAAGAUAAACCUUGCUGACCCCUUCCUUAGUGUAAACACUCCUUUCUUGGGUCCCACUGAUGGUUCUUGCAAAGCAGGUUUUCUGUUAAAUUCUUCCAAAAGUAAGAGCAAACCCUAAGUGUUUCCCCUUCUCUCUCAAAACAGAUACGAAGAGGAAGUCAAUAGGCGCACAUCAGCAGAAAAUGAAUUUGUGGUGCUCAAAAAGGUAAGAAGUUGUGGCCUGGAAAAUAUUAAUUACAUACAUACAGUCUAACUACCAUGGAGCACCUGGAACCGUCCAUGUGAUACCUUGCCCCCAAACCUACCUUAUAUGCACCUCAGUUAAAGCAGAUACUCUGUACACACACAGCAGGAAAUGAUGCCUGGAGAUGUUUCUGCUUUCUGGAAUCAUGAAAAUGCCAAUUCCAAGAAUUAUUUUUAGCUUUAUUAAAUUCAAUACUACCAGUCCUUCCUUCCUUCCUUUCAUUUUUUGUGUGUGUUUUCCUUCUCUCUCCAGGAUGUUGAUAGCGUAUUCCUCACCAAGGAAGAACUAGAAUCCAAAGUAGAUGUGUUGGCACAAGAGUUGGAAGUCCUGAGAUGUGUCUUUGCAGAGGUACAAUUUAAUAUGAACCAUGUGGGAAGCUUGUCCCUAAAGAAAUAGGAACUUAUUACUUGGACAUCUUUUACAAAAUGGGAUUUAGGUAUGCUUGGUCACCCUCCACAACUGCUACACAGGCUCACUGAAGGUGCCUGAGGCAAGCCACCAUGUCAGACUCAGUUCAGUUUCCCCAAAUGUAAAAUGAGAGUCACAAAGUCCCACGUCAUUAUUCACCCCUGUGGAAUCUCCUGUUUGGAGCUUUGUAAGGAUGCGGGUGGUGCUGUGGUCUAAACCACAGAGCCUAGGGCUUGCCGAUCGGAAGGUUGGCAGUUCGAAUCCCCACGACGGGGUGAGCUCCCAUUGCUCGGUCCCUGCUCCUGCCAACCUAGCAGUUCGAAAGCACGUCAAAGUGCAAGUAGAUAAAUAGGUACCGCUCUGGAGGGAAGGUAAGCGGCGUUUCCAUGUGCUGCUCUGGUUCACCAGAAGUGGCUUAGUCAUGCUGGCCACAUGACCCGGAAGCUGUCUGUGGACAAAUGCCGGCUCCCUCGGCCUAUAGAGCAAGAUGAGCGCUGCAACCUCAGAGUUGUCCGCGACUGGACCUAAUGGUCAUGGGUACCUUUACCUUUUAAGGAACAACUGAAGGGAAGAGGAAACUCUUGUUUAUGUGAAGAGCUACUGUAUGUACUAUAUGCAUCGGAGCUUGAGUCAUGUUGCAGAAAAGAUGGUAGAAAUGAAAACAAGAACAGGGGGCAUAUUUAUUUGGAUGGAUGGAGGUUGCAUCCUACAAAUUCAGUUUAUUCCCACCAUACUCAAUGGGAAUGUCUCCAUUUGCCUAAAUGUUUACAUUUUAAUAUUGGGUAGAAGUUAUUCCCUACAAAUGUCUCUUUGAAGACAGCUUGGGAGCAUCUGUUGUUAUUGCGAUCCAGCACAUUUUUACAGAAUUUGUCUUAAUAAGAGCAAUUUGAAAAGCCCAGUAAGUAGUCCAACUCAUUUGUUUGACCAAAUUAGGAGCAUGAUGUUUAAAAGGGAAAGGUUAGCAAUGUGCAAUCUUACAGUGAGACCAUAUCAUGUUCUGCAGGAGUUGGCUCAGUUUGACCACCAGAUUGGCGACACCUCGGUGGUUCUGAAAAUGGACAACACACGUGACUUGGACAUGGACCUCAUCCUUAAAAACGUAGAAGCCUGGUAUCAGAAUAUUGCUCAUACCAGCAAACAAGAAGCUGAAGCUUUUUACCACAACAAGGUGAGUCAGAGUACAAGAAUUAAUCCCCAUUUAGGGUUCUCUGCAGAUGAUCAGUAUUUAGUGCAACAAGAAUACAGCUGCCCCUUUAUUCAUACUAUAAUGUAUGGUCACGGUGCCAUUUCAGCCCAAGGAACCAUUAUGAUGUUGGAAUGUGCAGCUUGGAAUGUGGCAACACAAGUGCUUGACUUGAACAUCAGCACUCAGGCAGCAAGGCAGAGACCCUUCUUUCAUGUACCAGACUGCAGAUUGUUCAGCAGCCAUGAUCUCUCUACCCUGCAGCAAACCUAUUGACUCUGAAGCAUAUGUUGCUUUUUUAAAAUAAUUCAUUAUGGAGUUGAUGGUUACUGAAACUAUUGCGGAAGAUCGUUUAGAGAUCUAUGUGCACAAUGUAGAUCAGAGGUCUGCAGCCUAAGGCCCAUGGGCCGGAAGCAGCCCACAGAGACCAUUUAACCAGCUCACGAGAUACCCCUGAACCGAGCCGCUAGCUCAGUGAGUCCCUGCAUGCUGCGCUAAACCGGUGCAGCGCAGCACAGGGACUCUCUUCCGCGGCUCUGGAAAUCACUUCUGCGCAUGCCCAGAUGCCAAAAAUUGCUUCUGUGCAGGCGCGGUUUUCAGAGCCGCGAACAUGCGCAGAAGCGGUUUUCAGAGCCGCGAACAUGCGCAGAAACGGUUUUCAGAGCCGCGAACAUGCGCAGACGCGAUUUCCGGCAUUGUGCUGCGCUGGACCAGCCUAGGAGGAUCUCCGCAGGAGUGAUAAGCCUUGCCGACCCCUGCUCUAGAUAGUGGUCCUUUGCUCUAGGUCAAAACUAGAGGCAUUUUGGCCACACAUACACACACACAAGUUGUAACAUAAUGCAGCCUAGAAUUAAAGUGGGAUCCUAAUAAAGCCCUUAAAAUUCAGUGCAUCUUAUUCCCUUAAAAAUGCACUUUGGACUGUGCCUCAACUUUGGCUAAGUUAUGUCGUUAUCAUUUAAGAGUUAUACUGCAAACAUCACUAUAGUAGACAUUGUACAUAAAUUCCCAAUAAUGGGCUGUGCCAAUAGAAUCCAGCAUUUCAAAUUCAAGACUUGCCCGCAUGUACACAAAGUGCACAAUUCAGAUUUAUUUGGGUGCUACUACCUGCACUCCUUUUUAUCCCCUGGAUUAAAGAUCAAAGUUGUGGGUGGUAUCCAACAAAGUACUCUCUCUAGCACAAGGACCUUUGGCUGUGCAAUGGAACUUCCCUCCAUCUCCUCUCCCUGUGCCCUACUCCACACCACACUAAAUCCGCUCUGGAGGUUCCCCCAGGCCUCCAGAUCAGAUUUUGGGAGAGUGCAAGGGCAUGCAGGGAGAGGGACAGGAAGUUCAGUUAUAGAAGCAGAAAUUCUUGUACUGGUGGAAGUAAUUAACUGGAUACUCCACUGUGUAUAUAUAAAUAAAAAUGUUCAUGUUUCAGUAAGUGCACAGUUAUUGGGCUAUUUCAGGAGAUGAAGCACUGGUUUCUUACCUUGACAGUUCAGCAGCUAUUCAGGUGGUGCUGAUUCCCAGAAGUAACUGUGUUUUCCUUGCACUAGAUUGCAGAAAUGCAGAACCAUCGGGGCAAAUUCAACGAAGAGCUUAAAUGCAACCAGCAUGAGAUCACAGAGCUGAACAGAGUGAUCCAGAGGCUGCAUAGUGAUACUGACAAUGCAAAGAAGCAGGUAGAGCAAGUUUGUUUUAGCCACUUGUCUCAGCGGAUGAACUUGUCUUCCUGUAACGGCAACAGUGCUGAUCAUGAGCUACCCAUAGACAAAGGCCUAAUAUAGUAGUUCCCCAACUGUGAUAAUGGUUGGAGGGUGUGCUGCAAGAAAGAUCCCAGAUAUAGCAACAUUCUGCCCUUCCUUCCUUCCUUCCUUCCUUCCUUCCUUCCUUCCUUCCUUCCUGUUGCCUCUGCUGGGAAUGAUUUUGCUGUGCCUCUGUAUUGAAUACCAUAAGAUCAUUUGAUUAUUACUGAUGCAGAGGAGGAGCAGAUUGACCAGCUCUCAAAAAAGUUGUGUGCUGUGAGGCUGCAUAGCAAUAGUGGAACAGUUGCCUUGUUUGCAGCAGCUCCUAGGUUCAAUCCCCUGAAUAUCCAGGCAGGGCUGAAAAAUGCCUGCAUUGCCACUGACCAUCACAGUAGACCAUACUAAGCUAGAUAGAGCAAUAGUCUGACUUGGUAUAAGGCAUGCCCAAUGGAUGACGUCCUGUCAUCCUGGUGACUUUGAUCUUUUGGUCAUAAGGCAUCAGAUACUGCCAACUACUAAAUGCUAGCACAUGGCAACUAUCAAAGAUGGUUACAUCUGAAAUGCCCAUUGCAAAUGAACUAUUAAAUAUUUAAACCCCAUCACAUGUUAGCCAUUCAUAUACUGUAAAAUUCCAAUGACUGAAAUCAUAUCUCAAAGUUAAAUCUCCAAGAUAUACAGUCGUACCUUGGAUCUUGAACAACUUAGUUGCCGAACGUUUUGCCUCCUGAACGAUCGGAAACCGGAAGUGAGUGUUCCGGUUUUUGAACUUUUUUUGGAAGCCGACUGUCCAGAGGGGCUUACGCAGCUUCUGAUUGGCUUCAGGAGCUUCCUGCAGCCAAUCAGAAGCUGCGCUUUGGUUUCAGAACGUUUUGGAAGUCGAACGGACUUCUGGAACGGAUUCUGUUUGACUUCCAAGGUAUGACUGUAAACCAGAUAUCAUUGGGUGUCAUCAUUACAGAUUGUCUAACAAUAUCAUAUAUGAGUGUUCAGGGGAUAUUUGAAGAAUAUAUGCUGAGGAGAAUUCAGAAAGCCAUCUCAACCAUAUCCAUGACUAACCAUUGAAAAGGAUGAUAAGAAAAGCCCUUGAGAAAAAUCACAUAGCCCUUUCCUAUUCUUUGCAGUGGCAAGGUCUGUAGAAGACAAGUUGCAGCAGCAGAGAGGAAAGCCAGUGCUUGCUUUUACUACUUAAGGAGUAGGGAAACAGUGGCUCUCUUGAUGUUGUUGGACUUCACCACCUCUGACCAAUGGCUAUGCUGGCUGAGCCUGGUAGGAUUUGGAGUCCAACAAUGUCUGAAGGGCCACAGGUUCCCUAUCCCUGCCCUCACUCAUCAGCACUGCAAGAAACCACGGAGAUCCCAUUUCCUUCUGCUUUUAGCUUUAUCUUGAGUAUCCUCCCGACGAACCAUUAAUUUUUAUUCUUUUCCCCAUUCCCAGGUUGCAAGCCUGCAGUCAGCUAUCUGCGAUGCUGAGCAGCGUGGUGACAUUGCCCUAAAAGAUGCACGGAGCAAGCAUGUUGAGCUGCAGACAGCCUACCAGCAGGCCAAAGAUAAAUUAGCUUGCCUGCUUCGUGAUUAUCAAGAGCUGCUAAACACCAAGCUGGCUUUGGAUAUUGAGAUUGCUACUUAUAAAGCAAUGUUGGAAGGAGAGGAGAACAGGUGGGGUGCCAUUUUGAAUAUAUACAUAUAAUUGAAUGGAUAUGUUUUGGGGUUCUAGCUACCAUUUGCCCCGGGUAGCAUGGGCAAUGAUUAUGGAGGGUGGAAGUUGCAGACCCACAGCAUAUGGAGGACCAUAAGUAGGGAUGUGGGAAAAGCUUGAUUCAGGUCACAUUCAAAGUUGCAUCUACCAAUUUUCCACUUUCCAAAACAUAGUGCGUACAGAAUCACAGCCAUCCUGCAAAAUUCACACUUCACUGGCUUUUGUGAUGCAAUUUUCCAGCCAAGUAAUGUGUGUAAAAAUGCACAUAUUGGGGUAAAUUGUGCAUGAAAAGGCAUAUAGACCGGGGGCCCCUCUGUUAGAUUCACCACCACCACCAAGACUCCCCCCCCCCGCAUCCUCUUUUUUCGUCUUCAAAAUAUGUCAACCGUACUGUUAUGUACUGAGCUGAAUAGGAUCCAAAAUGCAGCAGUCAGAUUGAUCCUAGAACAAUGCAGCAGUAUGAUUGGUCCGCAGGAGCCACCCAAUCCAGCUCCAGUUGGAAGUGAAUCCACAACCUGAUUGGCCUACAGGAGAAUCCCGGAAUUAGCCAAUCACGUGCAGCCCACUGUGUAAAUCAUGUAUAUAAAGCAGAUAUUGUGGGGGAACUUCCAUUCCUCCUCACCACUAUGAGCGGAAUAAAGAGCACAAAAUCCACUCUCAACUCCGAGUAUAUUUCACGUACAAAAAUGCCAUAUGUAAGCCAUUCUGGUGUGGUAAAAUAAUGAAUGCAUUUUGUUUCUCUGUUCCUAACAGGAUAUGUGCAGGGAACCCUGUCAGCGUUGGUGAGUAUAUUCAACAUUCACCUCGUUCCAAAACAAAUCAACAGCUUACUGGGGGGUUGUUUGCUUGUUUGUUUGGAUUUGUAAAUCUAUCAGCAAAAUAACAGAACCUGCUUUCUUGGUCUUCCUUCACAGCUAUGGUGAGUGGCGGCUUCCCAGUUGGCGAAUGUGCACCUGGAGUGGGAGCUGGAAUGGCCUAUGGAGCUGCUGUAGGAAGAGGUGUAGAACAUGGAGUUGGCGCCUACGGCGGCGUUGGGGACGGGUUCAGCUCUGGAAGUGCAGGAUGUGUCCACACAAUGGGCUCCCGAACUGCAGCUGGCUCAGUAGGCAGAGCGGCCGGUGUUGGUUAUGGGAUUGGACAUAGCGGUGGAGUAGGAGCUGCAGGAGGGUUCAGUUCCAGAAGCGGAGGCUACGCUUCAAGCAUUACUACCUCUAAGCACGAGGUGACCUCUGGGGGUGGCAGGCACAGCUCAGGCAUUUCUACAGAAGGGAGUUGUGGAGGUGGGCACCACGGUGGGAUCCACCACGCAGUCGGGGGAGCCGGAGGAAUUAGCUCCUCUGGGAGUGGGGGCUAUGGGGUUGGAGUACAGAACUUGGCUGCUGGGGGGGCUUAUGGCACCGGGUCUGGUGGAGGCAUGCUAUCAGCUAUAUAUGGCGGUUCUCGAGGGGACUGCACCACCGGUGUUAGAAAUGUGCAUGUAACAUCUGUCAGUUCUUCAUCCAGAAAAUGCCUCCACUGA
Molecule: messenger RNA, 12870 nt
Organism: Podarcis lilfordi (Lilford's wall lizard)
Lineage: Eukaryota; Metazoa; Chordata; Lepidosauria; Squamata; Lacertidae
Source: the annotation of a GenBank genome assembly